Pyrus x bretschneideri (Chinese white pear) is the source of this 2590-nucleotide messenger RNA. RefSeq names its product protein ACCUMULATION AND REPLICATION OF CHLOROPLASTS 6, chloroplastic. The record is from RefSeq and is a predicted model, not a curated record. The transcript is spliced from 6 exons. Gene Ontology annotation, biological process: chloroplast fission. Lineage: Eukaryota; Viridiplantae; Streptophyta; Magnoliopsida; Rosales; Rosaceae. Bases 16 to 2388 code for a protein of 790 amino acids. Gene Ontology annotation, cellular component: chloroplast inner membrane.
GCAUCAAACUCUCCAAUGGAGACCCUCAAACACUUCGGCAUCGGCUUCUCCACUCCCCGCCUCCUCCCUUUCCGCCACCACCGGAAACCCCAAAAGCUCCCUCCCACUAUCUGCUUCGCCAGCAAAUGGGCCGAGCGCCUCCUCGCCGACUUCCAAUUCCUCGGCGACUCCUCCUCCUCCUCCUCAGACCACCAUUCCCUCUCCUCCGCCACCUCCACUCUCGCUCCUCCCCACUUGCCUCCCGCAAUUUCUUCCCCUGAGCGCCACGUGUCCAUCCCCAUCGAUUUCUACCAGGUGCUGGGCGCCCAACAGCAUUUCCUUGGGGACGGUAUAAGGAGGGCGUACGAGGCUAGGGCUUCCAAGCCGCCUCAGUACGGCUUCACCCAGGAGGCGCUGUUCAGCCGGAGGCAGAUCCUUCUAGCCGCUUGCGAAACCCUAGCCGACCCCGCCUCCAGAAGAGAGUACAACCAGAGCCUUUCCGAAGACGAAGAUGGAACCAUCAUCACUCAAGUUCCUUGGGAUAAGGUUCCUGGAGCUCUGUGCGUGCUGCAAGAAGCUGGGAAGACUGAGCUGGUUCUUCAAAUUGGGGAGAGUUUGCUAAGAGAGAGGCUGCCCAAGUCGUUCAAGCAAGAUGUCGUUUUGGUCAUGGCACUUGCUUACGUUGACAUGUCAAGGGAUGCAAUGGAAUUGUCCCCGCCUGAUUUUAUUCGGGGUUGUGAAGUGCUUGAGAGGGCUUUGAAACUCUUGCAGGAGGAAGGUGCGAGUAGCCUUGCACCUGAUCUUCAAUCGCAAAUUGACGAGACACUGGAAGAGAUCACCCCACGUUGCAUUUUGGAACUUCUAGCUUUACCCCUUGGGGAUGAGUACCAAUCAAGAAGGGAAGAGGGCCUCCAUGGUGUGCGCAACAUACUGUGGUCUGUUGGAGGUGGGGGAGCAGUUGCAAUUGCUGGAGGUUUCACUCGUGAAAAUUUCAUGAACGAGGCCUUCUUACAUAUGACUGCAACGGAGCAGGUUGAUUUAUUUGUUGCAACCCCAAGUAAUAUCCCAGCGGAAAGCUUCGAAGUUUAUGGAGUGGCACUUGCGCUUAUUGCUCAAGCCUUUGUUGGUAAGAAGCCUCAUCACAUUCAAGAUGCUGAUAACCUAUUCCAGAAACUUCAGCAAUCCAAAGUAACAGCUGUAGGACAUACUGUCGAAACCUAUAGUGAGGUAGACUUUGCUUUGGAGAGGGGUCUCUGUUCACUUCUUAUCGGGGAUCUUGAUGAGUGUCGCUCAUGGUUGGGCCUAGACAAUGAUAAUUCACCAUAUAGAAAUCCAUCUGUUGUAGAAUUUGUCUUGGAGAACUCAAAGGCCGAAGAUGAAAAUGAUCUUCCUGGACUUUGUAAGCUAUUGGAGACAUGGUUGAUGGAGGUGGUAUUCCCCAGAUUUAGAGACACCAAAGAUAUAGAGUUCAGACUUGGAGAUUACUAUGACGAUCCUACAGUCUUGAGAUACCUAGAGAGGCUGGACGGAACUAAUGGUUCGCCCUUAGCUGCUGCUGCUGCCAUUGUGAAUAUUGGAGCUGAGGCUACCGCAGUUCUUGGUAAUUUUAAGGCAAGUGCCAUUCAGGCAUUGCAGAAGGUGUUUCCUCCGGGUCACAGGGAUGAGAAUCUUACACCUCAAGAAGAUAAUGAAAUGAAUUAUGCGUUUCUUCCUGUGGAAAAUGGAGAGCCUCUGGAAGAAUCUGAUGGAGAUGAAUCUGUCCAUGUGCCUGAGGUUUCUGGAAGAAAUGGUUCUGUUGGAAUACGUGAAGAAGAAUUGAUGACUGACAAAAUCAAAGACGCAACUGUUAAGAUUAUGUGUGCUGGUGUGGUAAUUGGACUGACAACGUUGAUUGGAUUGAGGUAUUUACCCGCUAGGAGGGGCUCGUCCAACCUGCAUAAAGAACUUAGCACAGCGACUGCAUCUGAUGUCACGAGUGCAGGGCUACCAGGAGAUGAAAAAUCUGCAGAGGAAAUACCAAAAAUGGAUGCAAGAAUAGCUGAAGGUCUUGUUCGCAAAUGGCAGAACAUAAAAUCUCAGGCUUUCGGGCCUAAUCAUUCUCUGGAAAAAUUAUCUGAGGUUUUGGAUGGUGAGAUGUUGAAGAUAUGGACAGAUCGCGCAACCGAGAUCGCACAGCUUAAUUGGUCCUAUGACUACACCCUGUUGAACUUGAGCAUCGACAGUGUGACUGUAUCGCUGGACGGGCAGCGUGCUGUGGUGGAAGCAACUCUUGAAGAGAUGGCCCAGUUAACCGAUGUGCUCCAUCCGGAGCACAAUGACUCAAACAGAAGAACGUAUACCACGAGAUACGAGAUGUCUUGUUCGAGUUCUGGAUGGAAGAUCAUUGAAGGAGCUGUCCUCCAAUCAUAAAAGAACGUUGUAAAGUACAAUGACGCGGGUGUAAAUGCUGUCUUGUUUUUCUAUUUAAGUUUAUUCCUUGUAAUCUCGUAGUAUCUCAGAUCUUUUGUCCCAAUCAAAUGUGUUAUUUCGUUGAAGUUUUACGCUCUCUGGGUGCGAUUGGCAAGAGGAGAGCGUAUAAAUAAAGAAUAGAGGAAUAAGUUCACUGUUAAAA